Molecule: messenger RNA, 747 nt
Organism: Plasmodium cynomolgi strain B
Lineage: Eukaryota; Apicomplexa; Aconoidasida; Haemosporida; Plasmodiidae
Exons: 2
Coding region: 1-747 (248 amino acids)
Source: RefSeq, a predicted model, not a curated record
AUGACGUUAGACUCCAAAAUAUACACUCUUCUUGAAUUUGAAGAGCAAAACAAUUCUGAGUUCAGUCAAACUAAUUUAAAUGUUCUUUAUAAAGCUUUUUUUAAUAAUGAAUGUUCUGGUAAUUCUUACAGUUAUUAUGACUAUUGUGAACAAGAUGAAAGUUAUGAACUUAAAGAUCAACAUAGGGAACUAUAUAAAAAAUUUGAAAGAAAUUUGAAAUUAAUAACAAAUGAUACAGAUUAUUAUGGGAGAUAUGGAACAGAUAAUGUAAAACUUUGUUUUUAUUUGAAAUACUGGUUUUAUGAUCAGUUAAUAGUUAAUAAUUUUACGAAUGAAAACAUUGCUAAAAUUUUAAAAUUAUGGAAUGAGAGGAAAGAAAAAAAAUGUGCUAAUUGCGAUUGCGAAUUUGAUGUUAAGAAUUUGUAUGAAAUUAAAAUAUUAAAGAAUAUUUAUGAUUACUUUUUUUUUUUGGAUGCAUAUAAAGAUAUAAGUAAAAUUAGCACUAAAAUAUCUAAAAAGAAUUAUUGCAAAUAUGUUGCUUUAGGAAGUACUUACCUCUCAACGUAUGAAAAGAAUUGUAAAUCAGACAAUGGAUCAUUUUGCAAAGAAUUCAAAAAAUACAUUAAGAAGUAUGUCAAAUUAGAUGACAAGAACUAUAUUACGUGCGAUGAUGCAUCAUCGAAUGCUUUCUUUAAUGGUAGUUUAUUCAUAAAAAUUAUUACUAUAAAUUUAAUAUACGUUGCAUGA